Messenger RNA from Melitaea cinxia (Glanville fritillary), 1780 nucleotides. It is a transcript of the gene shep, whose product is annotated as protein alan shepard. Gene Ontology annotation, cellular component: ribonucleoprotein complex; nucleus; cytosol. Gene Ontology annotation, molecular function: mRNA 3'-UTR binding; poly(U) RNA binding; poly(A) binding. The record is from RefSeq and is a predicted model, not a curated record. Lineage: Eukaryota; Metazoa; Arthropoda; Insecta; Lepidoptera; Nymphalidae. Bases 66 to 1271 code for a protein of 401 amino acids. The transcript has 9 exons.
ACGCGGCGGCGCCGAGCCCCUACGCGCAACACCAGACUUUAUUUUUGCAGUUCACGAGUACAACCAUGACGGGCGGCUGCGGAGCAACGGGCUCUCGGGUGCCUACAGCGGCGUCGCCGGCUAACACGGCGUCGAGUUCCUCGUCCAAUUCGGCUGGCGGGACCCGCUCCACUAGCCUUAGCACGGCGCCCCCGCCUCCCGCCUCGUCCGCAUCCACGACUGGUGCUUCCGGCGAGCAACUCAGCCGCACCAACCUGUACAUUCGCGGUCUCAGCCAAAACACCACCGAUAAGGACCUCGUUCAAAUGUGCCAAAUGUAUGGCAACAUUAUUUCAACAAAAGCAAUAUUGGAUAAAAAUACGAAUAAAUGUAAAGGUUACGGUUUUGUAGAUUUUGAAACAAUCGCAUCAGCGGAGGCUGCUGUUAAAGGAUUACAAGCCAAAGGUGUUCAGGCCCAGAUGGCUAAAGUGGGUAUCUGGUUCCUGCGUAGACUGAACCGUCAACAGGAACAAGACCCCACCAACCUCUACAUGGCUAACUUGCCACCGCACUUUAAGGAAAACGAUGUGGACCAACUUUUGGCUAAGUUUGGUCAAGUGGUGUCUACGCGGAUUCUUAGAGAUACCCAUGGUCAUAGCAAAGGAGUUGGCUUUGCAAGAAUGGAGUCUAGAGAAAAAUGCGAGCAGAUUAUCCAAAUGUUUAAUGGAAACCCAAUACCAGGCGCUAAAGAGCCUUUGCUAGUAAAGUUUGCUGAUGGUGGCAAUAAGAAAAAGGCUUUAUACAAUAAGCAAAAUGAUAAUGGCGGCCGAGCAUGGCGAGACAAUAACGAAUCAAUCACUCAGGCGAUGAGCGUAACCGGUGUGUACGCAAGCGGAGCUGGCGCGGGCGGGGAAUGUGCGAGCGUGUACCGCGGCGGCGUGUACGGUGUGGCGGCCUUCCACCCGCAGCUGCACCACCACCACGCCGCGCACCCGGCCGCCUGGCUGGCGCCCUACGCCGCGCUCAUCCCGCCCGCGCACCCCGCGCACCACGCGCCGCACGCGCCGCACGCGCCGCACCCCGCGCACAUACCCAUCGACACUGUGCCUAGCCAAUACGUAAACUGGGACAGCUUAAGGCCGGAAAAUGAGUUAUACUACUUCACAUCGCACCCGUACCAGUACUUCACGGGGCCGACUCCACCCAUCAUCCAGAUGCCGAUGGAGAGCGAGCACGCGUCGACCGCGGCGUCACCCGACGAGGCCUACCAGCCGUACCCGCCCCCAAAGUAGACCAUAAGCCAUGCUUCAACAAUUCAUACUGUACACGAGCCAAAAAAUCAAAGCAACUGUGACUUUUACAAUGUUAAUUUGUUUUAGUUUUAAUUUGCGGCCGUUAUAGACUUCAUCGAAAGCUACGCUAUUUUUGACACGACGUCUCGUGUCGUAAGCGCUCGUAGUUGAUAAGCCCAAUUUUUCUUGGCACUAUUGCCUCGAUUAUUUAUGUUUUCUGGUAGGCUUCUUUAAGACCCCCUUGGCUUUACGCAGGACAUGCGAUUCGCUGUGAUGUUUUGAUGAGGUCUUUUGACGGUUCGAGGAGAGGAAUUUGAUAUAUAGAUAUAGCUUCAAUUUUAAAUGUGUUUUUACAUUAUAAUUUUAUUAUUGUUUUAUGAAAAUUUUAAUGUAAGAUUUUAGGGGCAGGCUUUCAACAUGUUGACACGAUUAUUUAAGAUAGUUAGGUAUUUAUUUUAGCAUAGUUUAAUUUGAUUGAAUUUUAAAAAAUUUAAACUUAUUCUCGAAAA